Molecule: messenger RNA, 636 nt
Organism: Orycteropus afer afer
Lineage: Eukaryota; Metazoa; Chordata; Mammalia; Tubulidentata; Orycteropodidae
Gene: UBE2F
Product: ubiquitin conjugating enzyme E2 F (putative)
Biological process (GO): protein neddylation
Cellular component (GO): nucleus
Molecular function (GO): NEDD8 transferase activity
Source: RefSeq, a predicted model, not a curated record
CGCCGCGCGGGCCGGGCAUGGUGUUGGGCCCCGGGCCGCCUCGCCUGUCUCGGGGUCUCCAGGGUAAAGGCAGCAGUGAUGCUAACUCUGGCAAGCAAAUUGAAGCGGGAUGACGGUCUCAAAGGGUCCCGCUCGUCAGCCACAGCUUCCGACUCCACCCGGAGGGUGUCUGUGAGAGACAAGCUGCUUGUCAAAGAGGUUGCAGAACUUGAAGCUAAUCUACCUUGUACCUGUAAGGUGCAUUUUCCUGAUCCGGACAAGCUACACUGCUUUCAGCUAACUGUGACCCCAGAUGAGGGUUACUACCAGGGUGGAAAAUUUCAGUUUGAAACUGAAGUUCCUGAUGCGUACAACAUGGUGCCCCCUAAAGUGAAGUGCUUGACCAGAAUCUGGCACCCCAACAUCACAGAGACAGGGGACAUCUGUCUGAGCUUGCUGCGGGAGCAUUCGAUUGAUGGCACUGGCUGGGCACCGACGAGGACGCUGAAGGAUGUUGUCUGGGGAUUAAACUCAUUAUUUACUGAUCUGUUGAAUUUUGAUGACCCGUUGAACAUUGAAGCUGCAGAGCACCAUUUACGGGACAAGGAGGACUUCCGGAAUAAAGUCGAAGACUACAUUAAACGUUACGCCAGAUGA